AUGCGGCUCACUCGCGCUUUCAAACCUUCGCUUAAAGCCGCAAUGGAGACUCUUCAUCCACGAAUCAUGAACGCUGAACAUUGGUGUAAGAUCAAUGAGCCUGAGGAGGAUGUCUUAGAGAAGCUAUUUCAAACAACUGGCCCACUUUCUCCGACGAGACGAGGAUAUGACGAGGAUAGUAACUUAUUGCCGAUCAAUAAAGGAAAAGGGAAAGAGGGACAAGCUGGUAUCGAAGCUUUGCCCCGCAUGUCCAAGUUUAUUCUUUUGGCUUCUUAUAUCGCGUCUAGCAACCCAGCUAAGACCGACUUACGGAUGUUUGGGAGAGGUCUGGAUGAGAAGAAGCGGAAGCGGAGGGUCGUACGAAAUAAAGCACCACCAAAAGGGAGUAGUGGCCCUGUAAAAAUCCCACAACCACUCGUGGGCCCCUCGCCUUUCCCUUUAGACCGCAUGCUUGCUAUCCUCGGGGCACUUAUAGAGAAUAAUGAUGUGGAAAGCCGGUUACCGGCGCCUGAGUUUACGAUUCCGGGGGAAUAUACGGACAUGGAGAUCAGUCGAGUUGGUACUUAUGCUUCGGUCAAUGAGCUUACUUCACUGCACCUCCUUCACCGUACGUCUGCGGCAGAUAGACUUGAUGGACCUCCAAUGUUCAAAUGUGCCAUAUCCCAUAACAUUGCGCAGUCGUUGGCAAAGCAAUUGGGUAUUCAGUUGCAUGAAAUACUGUGGGACCCGGUGUAA
Molecule: messenger RNA, 735 nt
Organism: Marasmius oreades (fairy-ring Marasmius)
Lineage: Eukaryota; Fungi; Basidiomycota; Agaricomycetes; Agaricales; Marasmiaceae
Exons: 3
Coding region: 1-735 (244 amino acids)
Biological process (GO): DNA replication initiation; DNA replication
Cellular component (GO): nuclear origin of replication recognition complex; nucleus
Molecular function (GO): DNA replication origin binding
Source: RefSeq, a predicted model, not a curated record